Drosophila miranda is the source of this 3227-nucleotide messenger RNA. Its product is annotated as phosphatidylinositol 4-phosphate 5-kinase type-1 alpha. The transcript has 17 exons. Lineage: Eukaryota; Metazoa; Arthropoda; Insecta; Diptera; Drosophilidae. The record is from RefSeq and is a predicted model, not a curated record. Gene Ontology annotation, biological process: phosphatidylinositol metabolic process. Gene Ontology annotation, molecular function: phosphatidylinositol kinase activity. The coding region runs from base 277 to 2712 and encodes 811 amino acids.
AAUGACAGCAGAGGCAGCAGCCUGAGUAGGAGCAGAAGCAGCGGAAUCAACAUCUUAGCAAAAAACUGACGCCAUAGCAUAGCCAGACAAAAACCAAGGUUCCUGCUAUCCUCUGGCCAGUGGAUUGGAUAGCAAUAUAUGUAGUAUCGAGGGCCAACAUAGAAGCAGCUCCAAAUACAGUUUCAAUCCGAAGCAAGGCCAAAGCAGAAUGUACUACUAACGGUUAACGGUUAAGGGUUAGGGGAAUUAGAGAGAAGAGAAUUUCGGCCAGGCACGAUGGCUUCUGGCGAUGGCGACACCAUCAACACCAUCGACAUGGACAGCUCCUCCACAUCGCAGGCAAAGCCAGUGGAUCCUAGCAAUGCCUCCAACGACCAUGUGGGUAACUCAUCGCCCGAGUUGGGCAAUCGACCCUUGCGCACGGUCAACAACAACAACAAGGCGGACAAGGAGCGAAAGAUUGGGCACAGACGUGUUGGCGAGGGCGGCGAGAUUACGUACAAGAAGAUACAGACAUCGCAGAUUAUGGGCUCCAUACAACUUGGCAUCCAACACACCGUCGGCAGCCUGGCAUCGAAGCCCAAGCGGGAUCUACUAAUGAUGGACUUCUGGGAGAUCGAGAGCAUCACAUUUCCGCCAGAGGGUUCCAGCCUUACACCUGCCCACCACUACAGUGAAUUUCGAUAUAAGAUCUACGCCCCCAUAGCUUUCCGUUACUUUCGCGAUCUGUUUGGCAUCCAACCAGACGACUUCAUGAUGUCCAUGUGCACUUCUCCGCUGCGAGAACUGUCGAAUCCUGGUGCUUCCGGCUCUAUAUUCUACCUGACGAACGACGACGAGUUCAUCAUCAAGACGGUGCAACACAAGGAGGGUGAAUUCCUACAGAAACUACUGCCUGGUUACUAUAUGAAUCUCAAUCAAAAUCCGCGCACGCUUUUGCCAAAGUUCUUCGGACUAUACUGCCUUCAGACGAGCAAUGCCAAAAACAUACGCCUGGUGGUUAUGAACAAUCUGCUGCCCUCGUCGGUGAGGAUGCACCUGAAGUAUGACCUGAAGGGAUCGACGUUCAAGCGCAAGGCGAACAAGGCGGAGCGGUCCAAGAAGUCGCCCACCUACAAGGACCUCGACUUCAUGGAGCAGCACCCCAAUGGGAUUUUUCUAGAGGCCGAGACCUAUUCGGCGUUGAUCAAGACCAUUCAGCGGGACUGCACGGUUCUGGAGUCGUUCAAGAUCAUGGACUAUUCGCUGCUCCUGGGCGUGCACAAUCUGGAUGUGGCGCUGAAAGAGAAACUGAGCGAAACCAGGAAGCCCCUUAGGGCACCGCUGGCCGAGGACUCUGACGUGGAUGUGGACGAUCCGCUGGACGGCCAGGAGGCGGAUGGCAAGGAUCGUGACGCUGCCACGGGCAUCAGUCGGAACAAUGUGGCAUACAGAUCGGUUAAUCGGCAGCGUCUGGUGGCGCAUUCCACGGCCAUGGAGAGCAUUCAGGCGGAGAGCGAACCCAUCGACGACGAGGAGGAUGUUCCGCCUGGUGGCAUACCGGCGCGCAGCGAAAAGGGCGAGCGUCUCCUGCUCUACAUCGGAAUCAUCGACAUUCUGCAAUCCUACAGGCUGAAGAAGAAGCUGGAGCACACAUUCAAAAGCAUCAUACAUGAUGGGGAAACCGUCUCGGUCUGCCGGCCCUCAUUCUAUGCUCAAAGAUUUCAAAACUUCAUGGCUAAGACCGUGUUCCGAAAGAUACCCUCCCUGGAUCUCCCCGAGAUCAAGGGAAAUCACAGAAAAUUUCGUACCUUGGUAACCAGUUAUAUAGCAUGUCUCUCAAUGUCACCGCUUAAGCAUUCGCCCUCGAAGAGAAAAAGCCUCUCCAAGGCCAUACAGCGCUCCAUUGACAGCGACAACGAGGCUUCCAGCAGGCCAAUGCAUGCCUCGCACUCCCACAGCAGUGGCAAGAUCCACCAGCCGGCUAAGCUGCCCACCACAGAGCCCACGCCCGGCAGCGCUUCAGUGGCAUCCGGAGCAGCUAGUGCCGGGCCAUCAUCAGCGGCCAGUGGGAGUGGGAUUGGUGAGCGUGAGCGUGAGAGGAUGCCACCGCCCGUCAAACAGCGGACUCCAGGGGGUGGCAGCAAUCUGAAGGCUCGGGUACCACCGCCAGUGCCCCCACGAGGAUCUCCUCGUCGCCGGGAUGGACAGGACCGCUCGACGCCAGGCACAACUCCAUCCUGCAGUUCGACUCCUCCCCCUGCCUUCGACGACAUCUCCGAGGACAGCUCGAACAAGAACAGCACAUCAUCGAUGGGGCGCAGGUCUCACCACAACCACCACCAUCACCAUCAUCAUCAGCAGUCCCAGCAGCAGGCGUACUACCAGCAGCAGGCCCAGUACUUGGACCGCAAAAUGAACAUCGGACCCGCCUAUCGAGGCUCCUACAAGGAGGAUAUUGUGAGCGUCUCUGAGGUGCAUCUGGAUACACUGCUGGCGGUGGACACAUCCUCGAGCAGCCAGUAUGGGUCUCGCGGCGGACUGGCCUGGACGCCGCCGGCAUCAGGUGAGGGCUCCACUCCCACAUGGACAGAGGGCACACCCAGUUUUACGGACUCCAGUUCGAGUGGUGAUCUCGACAACUUCUCGCCCAUAAACUCAUCUAAAAUCGAUCGUCACAAGCCGACCGUGGAAGAUGCCAUCAACUCUCUGUCCUCGGGAAUGAUCAACUAACAUAGCAUGUGAUGACGGCUCACAAGACACAACACCGAGAACCCAACCAAGCCUGCGCCUCGAAUACAACAUCAGCCACACACAAAAUGAUAAUUCUUGCGUGUUCAGGACGCACUUGUAUAGCUAGGAUAUAAUCAAAAUGCGCCCGCCCUCGUAUAGCCACAUGAGUAACAAGGGCACACACCAUACCACGAACACGCAUCCCCAUCUGGCCAUCCUCAAGCGAACAUUGGAUGUGAAUUGUUCGAGGAACAUACAAAUCUAUGCAAAAAAAAAGCAGGCAGAAAUCAAUACUGCAAAUGAUAUUACAGAUAUACAUAUAGCAAGAAGAGAAUCAAAUAAUACUAAGACGGAUGCAGAUGUCAGCCAGUUCCAGUUGCAAUUCCAGUUCCCGUAAUCUCUUAAUCGUUAUAUUACGUUCCCUAUACUCGUACAUAUUGUAUGGUUCAAGAGUUCGUUUGGGAAAAAUAUACUCGUACAAUACACUGAAAUUAAUAAACGUUUUUGCGAUACGA